AUGGAGGGCGGGCCAUGUCCAAAGAGUCGUGCCAACAAGCCUGCCAGUUGCUAUUUUGUUGCUGUUGUUGUUGUUGUUGCUGCUGCUGCUGCUGCUGGAUCCUCUGCUUCUCCUUACAAGCCCCGUUCGCGCAACAGGCAUGCAGCACAUCAACCCGGGAUACAGAGUUACCGAGCCCUCCGGCGGAAACGCGCGGGCAUGAAGUUAAACGGGAUGUUCACUCAGUCUUCACUUAAAAAUAAGAAAAAAAAACGACGAGGCGGUAUGCAGAAGGGCUGCAGAAGAACGUCAACAUCAACAACACAAAAAACAAAGCAAAACAAAUUGAUGAGCCCUGGAAGGCGUCCUAGCCGUCAACAUGAUGACUGA
Trichophyton verrucosum HKI 0517 is the source of this 369-nucleotide messenger RNA. RefSeq lists its product as uncharacterized. Lineage: Eukaryota; Fungi; Ascomycota; Eurotiomycetes; Onygenales; Arthrodermataceae. Bases 1 to 369 code for a protein of 122 amino acids. The transcript has a single exon. The record is from RefSeq and is a predicted model, not a curated record.